UGCAAGGACCCAAUGGUUGUGAAUGCGGAUGAUUUCUUCAAGGCAGCCAACCUUGACAAGCCUAGGGACACCAAGAUGAGCAAGGUGGGGUCCAACGUCACUUUGAUCAACGUCAUGCAGAUCCCAGGCCUCAACACAUUAGGCAUCUCAUUGGCACGCAUCGACUAUGCUCCCUUAGGAGAGAACCCACCACACACACACCCACGUGCCACUGAGAUCCUCACAGUGCUUGAGGGGACCCUCUAUGUCGGAUUUGUCACCUCCAACCCAAACAAGCUCUUCUCCAAGGUUCUCAACAAGGGUGAUGUGUUUGUAUUCCCUGAGGGGCUCAUCCACUUCCAAUUCAACCCUGUCUAUGACAAGCCAGCUGUCGCCAUUGCUGCACUCAGCAGCCAAAACCCUGGGGCUAUUACUAUUGCCAAUGCAGUUUUUGGAUCAAAGCCACCGAUUGCAGAUGAUGUAUUGGCCAAGGCAUUUCAGGUGGAAAAGGGUACAAUUGAUUGGCUCCAGGCUCAAUUCUGGGAGAACAACCACAACUGAAGGACUUAACUCGUUGGUUGUAUGAGAAGAUGUCCAUUUAUAAUCUGCAGAGGAUGUGUUUUAAUUUCUAUGUUACAAGCAAAAAAAAUAAGUGGCAUGUAUGUACUUCUAUAACAAUUUUAUUGUGGACAACCAUCAAAUCCCUGACAAAAUAGAUUUCUGGUCUAUUAAUGUUUUAUGAUGUACCUUGGUGUGUUUUUCUUUCCAUUAAUAAAAAGAUAUGGUGCGUAAAGUUCCCGUAUAAA
Messenger RNA from Phragmites australis (common reed), 785 nucleotides. Its product is annotated as germin-like protein 8-7. The transcript has a single exon. The annotation marks the transcript as partial. The record is from RefSeq and is a predicted model, not a curated record. Gene Ontology annotation, molecular function: manganese ion binding. NCBI's taxonomy places the organism in Eukaryota, Viridiplantae, Streptophyta, Magnoliopsida, Poales, Poaceae. Gene Ontology annotation, cellular component: cell wall.